Saccostrea cuccullata (small rock oyster) is the source of this 4608-nucleotide messenger RNA. RefSeq names its product ankyrin-3-like. The transcript has a single exon. The record is from RefSeq and is a predicted model, not a curated record. NCBI's taxonomy places the organism in Eukaryota, Metazoa, Mollusca, Bivalvia, Ostreida, Ostreidae. The coding region runs from base 1 to 4608 and encodes 1535 amino acids. Gene Ontology annotation, molecular function: protein binding.
AUGCCACGGUGCGGAUGUGGCCAUUAUAUGUCGUCUGCCGAUUCAGACACAGAAGAAGCAGAAGACAGAUCGAAGUCACGGUGGUUGAAUCCUUGGUAUGAUGAUGACCGAAAGUUUGUACAAACCAGAGCCUCGAGACUGGUAGAAUCUAAAUUACAUCUUAAUAAACUUGUUUUGCUGGGAGAAGCAGGGUGUGGAAAAACAGCUAUUGCUAAACACAUUGCUCUGAAUUACCGGAAGAAUGAUUGGAGAAUUGUAGAAGUAAAGAAUCUACACGAUGUCAAGAGAGCACCGGUGAAAAAAGUGUCCGUUCUGUUUUUAAUUAAUGAUCCUAUUGGAAAAAGUGAUCUGGAUGAAAAGUCUCUUAGGAUGUGGUAUUUACAAAGGAAGAUAUUCGACGGGUAUUUUUCGAGAAAUAAAGAAGAAACCAGCGUAAAGCCUCCAAAAAUAAUUGUGACUUGCAGGUCAAAUCUCCCCAGAAAAGAAAUGGAAUUCCUCAUGAAUGGGUUUACCAUUAUCAAUCUGGACGGAGAUGAUGCAAGGUUGACUGACAGAGAAAAAGAAGACAUUCUCAAGAUGCACAUUGAUUGUUCUAAUCUUAAAGAUAGUGAAGUCAGUCAGCUUAUUAAAACGGAAAAAUCAUUUCCUUUAAUCUCCAGUAUAGUUUCUACAAACGAAUUCUUUCAGAAAGAUGUACUUACAUUUUUCAAAGAACCUUUUACGCAACUGAAAAGAGAGAUUCUAUCGUUGAAAGAAAAUUCCAAAGAGAAAUAUCUGUGUCUCUUCUUGUUGGUGUUACAUGGAAAUGAAUUACAUAAGGACAGCUUUGAGGAUAAAGAACAAGAUGAUGAAAAUCUGGAAAAGGAAGAUGACAAAGAAGGUUCCAACAUUGAAAAAAUGGAUAACGAAAACUUAUCUGAAGAGGAAAAUGACGAUGAUGAUAGCGAAAAAUCUAACGAAGAUGAAGAAUGUAGCGAUAAUGAUGAAGAAAAAUAUAAAGAUGAAGAAGAGGAUGAUGAUAACGAAAAUGAUGAUGAUGAUGAUGAUGAAGAUGAUGAAGAUGACGACGAUGAUGAUGACGACGAUGAUGAUGAUGAUGACGAUGAGGAUUUAGAUUCUAUUAAUGUCAUGAUGCUUAAUGAUCUAUUAAAAACAUUUAAUCUUCCUCAGAGCACUUCCAGGAUUGCCCUUUUUCAAUGUUUAAAGUCUCUCCGGGGUCAUUAUUUUGUACGAAGAGUCAUCAAGAUUUUCAAAAUAACAGAUGACUCUUUUCUGCUUGCCUUGACCAGGAUAUUUUGUGAUGAUAUUCCAGAGAAGUUUCUGAAAUAUUGCAAAAACAGUUUCUUUUGCACAUUAACCACUUGUUCAAUCAAAGAAAAUGAAGUCUUUCAAAACAUUCAACUUGAAGACCGUUUUAUUGAUCCUUUCAUUGAAAGAAUCGAGGAAGAUAUUGUGAAUGGUACAUACUUGGAUAUAUUUCUUAGUCCUUGGAUCCAGGAAGAAAGAGUCUUGACAAAGCUAAAAUUGCGCUUAAAGAAUAAAUCUAAAGAUGACUUGGAAAAAAUACUCUUACAUUCCAAACUGGAUGAAGACGAUAAUUUUCCGGAACCGGGGUCAGUUCUGCAGAAGAAAUUACGGGGGUUUUCAAGACUUGACUUGAUUCCUCUGUGCCACGACAUAUCACCUAUUAUCCUUGCGCUUGUCUUAAACAUGGAUAAUUUAUUUUUUGCCAUAUUCUCACUGGUGAAGGAAACUAGGACCUUCUCCGAAUAUCUUAAGAAUUCCUCAUUGAAAAGUGCCUGUUGUAUCAAUGGGAGAAUCGAUUUUGUCGCACAAGUUAUAGAUAUUAAAGACUUCAAAAAUGCAUGCUGGAGCAAACAGGAGAAAUUAUACUCAGUUCAUAUUGCUGCAAAUUUCCUCCAGACUGACAUUUUAUCACUUAUUCUAAACGAUGAAUGUGAUGUAAACAUGGUUACGAACAACAAUGAAUCGCCUCUUUUCUUGGCAGCAGCAGCUGACAGAAACACUCUCCAGAACAUACCCUGGGCAUGUUGUAAGGAGUUCGAUAUAUUUGAUGAAAAGUUUGACGAAAUUUUGGAGGAAAAGCGUUUGCACACACUAUCUCUUCUUGUUCAAAAAGGAUCAGAUGUAAAUAUUCAUCCCGUUCAAUUUCCCUCAGCUCUUGCUUAUAGCUGUCAAAGAAAGAACAUAGACAUUGUUAGGAUUUUGCUCGAGAGUGGUGCCAAUGUAAAUGACACUGGCGAGGACAAACUGUCUGCUUUACAUUUUGCUUCAAAGGUUGGCAGCCUAGAUAUAGUUACGUUACUGUUGGAGAAGGGUGCAGAUGUUAAUAUGAAAAGCGCAGAGGGACUUUCGUCAUUAUAUUUUGCAUCAUUAAAAGGAAAUGAGGCUAUAGUCGAACUAUUACUCACCAAAGGAACAGGCGAUGAACUCAAAGAAAAGACGGGAUACACUCCUUUCUUCGUUGCUUGUAAGAGAGGCCAUACAAACAUUGUGAAAAUGUUUCUUCAGCACACUCCAUGCAUAGAUUGCAGAUUAUCAACUGGUACCACAGCAGUAUUUGCAGCUGUUGACAAUGGUCAUGAAAAAAUUGUGGAGAUGCUUAUAGGUAAUGGCGCAGAUGUGAAUGUAGUUCGAAAGAAUAAAAUGAUAAGUCCUUUAUAUUCUGCAGCCGCUCAUGGAUAUGCCUCGAUAUUAGAAACAUUAUUAAACUGUCGUUUGGACAGUAAUCUAAAAACUAAAGGGGGAGAUACUCCAUUAAUUGUUGCAUCUCAAAAUGGUCACUACUCUACUGUCCAAUCACUACUGAAGAGUAAAGCAAAUGUAAAUCAAGUCAACAAUUUUUCGAAAGCCCCACUGCACUUUGCAGCGGAAAAAGAUCAUCUUGAUAUAGUGUCAUUACUACUGGCAAACAAUGCAGACGUCGAUUUAUCUACAAAAAAAGGGUUCACUCCGUUGAUGCGGGCCUCAGCCUGUGGGCAUAAAAAUAUUGUGCAGGAACUUCUAAAUCAUGGCGCUGAUGUAAAUAUGACUAACAAGCAGGGGGCCUCUGCUCUUUUUGUUGCUUCAGAGCAUGGACAUCUCGAAGCUGUAAAAAUUCUUUUAGCAAACAAAGCUGACGUAAAUUCAUGUACCCAAUAUGGAAAGAGCCCGCUGUUUGUUGCCUCAGAAUUCGGUCAUCAUGAAAUUGUACAAGAAUUGUUGUGUCACGAUGCUGAAGUUAAGGAAAAUGACUCAAGAAAUCUCCUUGAAGCCCCUUCAUAUUCUGGAUACGUAAAAACUGUUGCAUUGCUUGCAGAAAAUGGGGCAAAAGUCAACGAAAAAGAUAACGAAGGACGCACUCCUCUUAUGAAUGCAUCAAGGAGAGGAUUCACAGAUGUUGUUAAAAUUUUGCUGAAGAAUGGAGCUGAUAUCAACAUAUGCGAUGAUGAGGAAGAAGAAAAUGCUUUAGAUAUGGCAUGUUCUAGGGGUCAUUCAGAUAUCGUCAGUCUUUUACUGGAUCAUGGUAUGGAUAUCAAUAACAACAGUGAUGACGAGAGUUACACACCUUUAAUGCAUGCUUUGGAAGGCAGCCAUCUUUCAACAGCCUUACUACUGUUGGAUCGUGGCGCUGAUGUACACACUAAAGUUAAUGGUAUAACAGCUCUCUAUUUUGCAUGUUCUGCCGGAUUCAAAGAAGUCGUAGACAUCCUUCUAGAGCGCAAAGCGGAAGUCAACCCGAAGGAGCCUGAUGGUUCUUUAGCUGCCUCUCCCCUUUUUGCUGCUAUUACUGAGGGUCAUUAUCAAAUCGUUAAAGUUCUCUUACAAAAUGGUGCCGAUAUAAACAAUUACAAGUCAGGUUACAUUGAUCAGACUUUGUUGAUAACAGCCGUUGAAAAAGAUCAAGUUGGCAUGGUAAAGCUACUUUUGGAAUAUGGAGCCAAUGUCAAUGCAGAAGAUAACCAUGGUAAUACAGCUCUGCAUGCGAGUGCUUAUUAUAAUUGUAAUGCUGACUGCAUGUCAGUUUUACUGAAUAACGAGGCUGAUCCGAAUGUUUACAAUAAAAAUGGAACAACUCCUAUGAUGAUGACCCUUCAGAAAUAUUCUGUUGCGAAGGAGUGCAUAAAGGCACUGGUUGAUCACGGUGCAGACGUCAAUGCGUGUGAUAGGUAUGGAGAUUAUACUUUACAUCACGCUGCUAUGUGGGAGGACGCACAUAUCGCAUUACCUCUCCUUCUUGACCACGGUGCUGACGUAAAUAUACGAAGCGAAAGUGGACAAACGGCACUUCAUGAGUCAUGCCUUAUUGGCUGUUUAAAGGCUGUUAAAAUACUUCUUAAAUAUGGUGCAGACGUAUCUAUUUGCUCGGAAAAUGGCCUCACUGCACUAGACAUUGCUAAAAAGAAGAGAUAUAAGAAUAUCAUAAAAAUUCUUUCUGAAAAACUUGGCGAGAGUGGAGUGGAAAAGAAAGGGUCGAUUCCUACUUCAUCGUCGAAGGGUUACUCGCCGACUUUACGCAGAGAUGUUGUGCUCGCACGAAGGAAUCCACUAGGGCCUGCUCUACCAAGAAAUCAUGGUUUAGUGAAAUUAAAGAAGACCUGGCGAUAA